This is a messenger RNA of Guyanagaster necrorhizus, 707 nucleotides long. RefSeq lists its product as uncharacterized. The transcript is spliced from 3 exons. The annotation marks the transcript as partial. Lineage: Eukaryota; Fungi; Basidiomycota; Agaricomycetes; Agaricales; Physalacriaceae. The record is from RefSeq and is a predicted model, not a curated record.
AUUUUUCUCUCAACGGUACCCGAGCUGGCGCACGCGUAAAUUGAUGACCUGCGCGGAAAGAGUCACGUCACGCCUUCGCACGUUUGAAUACCGCAAAUUGAGUCAAAUUUGGACCAUUUCUUACCGAGUCAUCUAGCUCUGCUUCUGUCUCACGUUCUCUGCUGCCGCGCACAAUCACACACCCGGCUCUCUCUUUAUAAAACGGUCUUGAUCCUUCUUCCUGUUUCACCCAACACCACCACCAUCGCCACUACCUCCAUGGACAGAUUCCUCGCUCCUCAUUCACCUGAAGCCCUUGCCCAUGGCUAUCUCACCGAGCUUGGCUCCCCCUGGGACGCCGACCUCUCCCUCGACGAAGCUCUUGUCGCUGGAUGCGCAGCGUACCAAGCUCUAGACCGCUACCUCGGUGGCGCCGACAUCUUCAUCCUCCCACGUUCUAGGACAGAGCUCGACAAUGUUUUGCGCAGAUACUCCUAUGAUGCCAUCCACAACACUAUCGCCAAAAGUCGUUCUACUCUGCAACUCGGAGGUUAUAGCAGAGUAAGAUGAUCAUACCUUGCUUACCGGUGGAUGACGAUGAUGCUGACGCGAUAACGCAGGUGUGCAAUCUCGCCGAACAAUCCAUCCGUGACGUCCUAAACACCGGUAACAACGCCGAGAUCUUGUUGGCUCUUCAUUUGCCCCGUUCUGCAUCCAGGAUACACGAC